Molecule: messenger RNA, 5918 nt
Organism: Zalophus californianus (California sea lion)
Lineage: Eukaryota; Metazoa; Chordata; Mammalia; Carnivora; Otariidae
Gene: DAGLA
Product: diacylglycerol lipase alpha
Exons: 20
Coding region: 170-3310 (1046 amino acids)
Biological process (GO): lipid metabolic process
Cellular component (GO): postsynaptic membrane; dendrite membrane
Source: RefSeq, a predicted model, not a curated record
GAGGCGGCCUUCGCGCCGGCGCCGGCGCCCUGCGGAAGCGGCGUUAGUGAAUCGGGGCCUUGGGGAGCCCAGGAUGGAGGUGGCGGUCGCGGCGGCGGCGGGCCGAGCCCUGCGGAGGGCGGGAGGAGGUGAGCACCAGGCCCGCUGAGCCUCUGCAGAGCUGCCAGCCAUGCCCGGGAUUGUGGUGUUCCGGCGGCGCUGGUCUGUGGGCAGUGACGACCUUGUCCUGCCAGCCAUCUUCCUCUUCCUCCUGCACACCACCUGGUUUGUGAUCCUGUCUGUGGUGCUCUUCGGCCUGGUCUACAACCCAAACGAGGCCUGCUCCCUCAACCUAGUGGACCACGGCCGCGGCUACCUGGGCAUCCUGCUGAGCUGCAUGAUCGCCGAGAUGGCCAUCAUCUGGCUGAGCAUGCGCGGGGGCAUCCUCUACACAGAGCCCCGCGAAUCCAUGCAGUACGUGCUCUACGUGCGCCUGGCCAUCCUGGUGAUCGAGUUCAUCUAUGCCAUCGUGGGCAUCGUCUGGCUCACUCAGUACUAUACCUCCUGCAACGACCUCACUGCCAAGAAUGUCACCCUCGGGAUGGUCGUCUGCAACUGGGUGGUCAUCCUCAGUGUCUGCAUCACUGUCCUCUGCGUCUUCGACCCCACGGGCCGCACCUUUGUCAAGCUGAGAGCCACCAAGAGGCGGCAGCGCAACCUCCGGACCUACAACCUCCGGCAUCGCUUGGAGGAGGGUCAGGCCACCAGCUGGUCGCGCCGGCUCAAGGUGUUCCUGUGCUGCACUCGGACAAAGGACUCCCAGUCAGACGCCUACUCAGAAAUCGCCUACCUCUUUGCCGAGUUUUUCCGAGACCUCGACAUCGUGCCAUCCGACAUCAUUGCUGGCCUGGUGCUGCUCCGGCAGCGGCAGCGGGCCAAGCGCAACGCCGUGCUGGACGAGGCGAACAAUGACAUUCUGACCUUCCUGUCUGGGAUGCCAGUGACCAGAAACACCAAGUAUCUUGACCUCAAGAACUCGCACGAGAUGCUCCGCUACAGAGAGGUCUGUUACUACAUGCUCUUCGCCCUGGCCGCCUAUGGGUGGCCCAUGUACCUGAUGCGGAAGCCGGCCUGCGGCCUCUGCCGCCUGGCGCGGUCCUGCUCGUGCUGCCUGUGCCCCGCGCGGCCCCGCUUCGCCCCAGGAGUCACCAUCGAGGAGGACAACUGCUGCGGCUGCAACGCUAUCGCCAUCCGGCGCCACUUCCUGGACGAGAACAUGACCGCGGUGGACAUCGUGUACACCUCCUGCCACGACGCGGUCUAUGAGACCCCCUUCUAUGUGGCAGUGGACCACGACAAGAAGAAGGUGGUGAUCAGUAUCCGGGGAACCCUUUCCCCCAAGGAUGCCCUGACAGACCUGACCGGUGACGCCGAGCGCCUCCCCGUGGAGGGGCACCACGGCGCCUGGCUGGGGCACAAGGGAAUGGUCCUCUCGGCUGAGUACAUCAAGAAGAAGCUGGAGCAGGAGAUGGUCCUGUCCCAGGCCUUUGGGCGAGACCUGGGCCGAGGAACAAAACACUACGGCCUGAUUGUGGUGGGCCACUCCCUGGGUGCAGGCACCGCCGCCAUUCUCUCCUUCCUGCUGCGCCCCCAGUACCCUACCCUCAAGUGCUUUGCCUACUCCCCACCAGGAGGCCUGCUGAGUGAGGACGCCAUGGAGUACUCCAAGGAAUUUGUGACGGCCGUGGUUCUGGGCAAAGAUCUUGUCCCCAGGAUCGGCCUCUCCCAGCUGGAAGGCUUCCGCAGACAGCUCCUAGACGUCCUACAGCGAAGCACCAAGCCCAAAUGGCGAAUUAUCGUGGGGGCCACCAAAUGUAUCCCCAAGUCGGAGCUGCCUGAGGAGGUCGAGGUGGCCACCCUUGCCAGCACACGGCUCUGGACCCACCCCAGCGACCUGACCAUCGCCCUGUCUGCCAGCACCCCUCUCUACCCACCCGGCCGCAUCAUCCAUGUGGUCCACAACCACCCAGCAGAGCAGUGCUGCUGCUGUGAGCAGGAGGAGCCCACGUACUUUGCCAUCUGGGGCGACAACAAGGCCUUCAACGAAGUGAUCAUCUCGCCGGCCAUGCUACAUGAGCACCUCCCCUAUGUGGUCAUGGAGGGGCUCAACAAGGUGCUGGAGAACUACAACAAGGGGAAGACGGCCCUGCUCUCUGCUGCUAAGGUCAUGGUGAGCCCCACUGAGGUGGACCUGACUCCCGAGCUCAUCUUCCAACAGCAGCCGCUGCCAACGGGGCCACCCAUGCCCACUGGCCUCGCCCUGGAGCUGCCCACCGCGGACCACCGGAACAGCGUCAGGAGCAAGUCCCAGUCUGAGAUGAGCCUGGAGGGCUUUUCAGAGGGGCGGCUGCUGACGCCAGCGGCGGCGGUGGCAGUGGCCCGCCAGGACCCCGUGGAGCUGCUGCUGCUUUCCACCCAGGAGCGGCUGGCGGCCGAGCUGCAGGCCCGGCGGGCGCCCCUGGCCACCAUGGAGAGCCUGUCCGACACCGAGUCCCUCUACAGCUUCGACUCCCGCCGCUCGUCGGGCUUCCGCAGCAUCCGGGGCUCACCCAGCCUCCACGCUGUGCUGGAGCGGGACGAGGGCCACCUCUUCUACAUCGACCCCGCCAUCCCCGAGGAGAACCCGUCCCUGAGCUCGCGCACCGAGCUGCUGGGGGCCGACAGCCUGUCCAAACACUCCCAGGACACGCAGCCCCUGGAGGCGGCCCCGGGCAGCGGGGGCAUCACCCCCGAGCGGCCCCCCAGUGCGGCCGCCACCGAGGACGAGGAGGAGGGCGGCGGUGGCGGCGGCGGCGGCGGCGGCGGGGUGGCCGCCGGAGCAGAGCUGGCCCUGCACAACGGGCGCCUGGGGGACUCGCCCAGCCCUCAGGUGCUGGAGUUCGCGGAGUUCAUCGACAGCCUCUUCAACCUCGACAGUAAGAGCAGCUCCUUCCAGGACCUCUACUGCAUGGUGGUGCCCGAGAGCCCCACCAGCGACUAUGCCGAGGGCCCCAAGUCCCCCAGCCAGCAAGAGAUCCUGCUCCGCGCCCAGUUUGAGCCCAACCUGGUGCCCAAGCCCCCGAGGCGCUUCGCCGGCUCAGCGGACCCCUCCUCGGGCAUCUCGCUCUCGCCCUCCUUCCCGCUCAGCUCCUCGGGCGAGCUCAUGGACCUGACACCCACGGGUCUCAGCAGCCAGGAGUGCCUGGCAGUGGACAAGAUCCGGACUUCUACCCCCACCGGCCACGGGGCCAGCCCCGCCAAGCAGGACGACCUGGUCAUCUCGGCACGCUAGCACCCCAAGAGUGACUGCCGGCUGAGGCCCGGGUCAGGGGGGAGGGGGGAGAGCAGGUGGCCCCUCGGGCUCCUGGUGGCUGCCCCCAGGGCCAAACCGCUUUGAGGAGAGUCCCCCCCCCCCCCCCCCCCCGCCGCAGGGGCCAGUUUAGCCUCAGGCAUGGGGCACUGCUGCUGAGCUGGGGGUCUGCAGCCCUACCUCAGCUUAGGGCCACCGGGGCGGGGCGGGAUCCAGGUCCUCUAGAUGGGGGAGGAGUGUGAAGCAGGGAGGAGCCUGGGGCAGCCUGUCAGGUGGGCAGGGCAGCACUCCGCCCUCCCAGCCUCACUGUGCCCCACAGGACAGGGGCCCGUGGGUCUGGCAACUCCCCAUCACUGCCCUCCGGCUGCUCUCCCGGGGCCGAGAUGGAGAGCGGCUCUCUCCCCACAUACUCACAUCUGUGGUCCAGGCUGGCAUCUGCCCUGGCCACCCCCCAGAUCUGGUGCCUGCUGGCCAGCCCCCUGGGGUGACCCCACACCAAGAUGGCCCGCAGUGCUGUGUAUGUUUACAGAUGCUGCUGGGCUGGGCUCAGGGUGUUUCCUGGGCUUGCAAGCACCCCCACCCCACCCUGCCCCAUCAUGGGUUCGAGCAGGGAGGGGAGGGGGCCCGUCUCCACAGAGCCCAAGGCAGCCACGGGGCCUGCAGGGGGCCUGGAGGAGAGUGGGGUCGAGACUACCCCUUCUCUGCUUGGUGCCCCUCAUGAUGAUCCCUCUGGCAAUGGGUCCGAGGUACCCUGGCCUGACCCAUCUGCCCAUUACUUCCCGGCUUGCCUUCUACCCCCGGGGAUCCUGGCCACUCAAAGGGCAGAAGUCACAGGUGUGACCACCCCUGGCUGCAGGGUCAGUGCCCUGGGAAGGAGGGCACCCAAAUCCCCCUUCCUUUGAGGGCCCCAUGUAACCCCUUUAUAUCACCUCGCCCCCACGCCUAGGCAGCCUCAGGCCCUGGGAUCUGAAACCAAACACACCUCCGUUCCCCUCAGCGCCCCCUCCUCACCGGCCUGAGCUCUGUCCUAGCAGCAGGGCUUUCUUCCCCCCCCCCCCCCACCCUCGAUGUCCUGUUGGCAGGACCUGGAGCCAAGAGUGGUGCAUUGUGGGACCGGGCUAAAGGGGGAGAAGGAGGGCCAGGGGCUCUGGGGCCUUCCCCGUUCAGCUGGAGGCCUCCACAGCCCACGUUUGGGGGGUUCCUUCCCUGCUGGGUUGGGGAAGCAAGGGGGAGUCGGAGAACGCCCCCCACCCUGGCCCGGCCCGGGAAAGCUGGCCGGGGAAGGUGUGCAUGCUGGCGUGGGUCGUGUUUGUGCAUGUGCAUGAGUGUGCGCCGCUCCGGAGGGAAGGGGCUGCUGGGGCUCCCAGCCCACCCGACCUGCCCUGCCUGCUUGCUGCCCCUCCCAGCCCACCGAGAACCUAGACUAGGAUGGGGGCCUGUGCGGGAGGGAUGCAUAGGGCGAGCUCAGUUUCAGAUGUCGCCAUCCCCCGUGUCCUUCCUGCUGCCCUGACCCCGGGUCUGGAAAACUGCUGUGUGCCCAGGCGCUGACCGCCCGCUUGUGCCUUCGUCUUGGAGGCAGACCCCCCCCACACGCUGGCCCCUCCAUGGCCUCUCCGGGGCUGCUAGACUCCCCUGACCAAGAAACCCGCCCCCCCCCCAAUCUCAUGAUCACUGGUAUCUGGGGCCUGUGUCCUGACCUCCGGCCCACACAGCUGGGACUGGCCCGGAUGCUGCUCUGGGUCCCCUGCCCACCCUGACAGAUGGAGACAGAGAGUGGGGAGCUGGGCCUACCUCCCUCUCUGACAAGCACCCCCCCCAACAAGACUCCAGGACGCCCCUGCUGAGGGGCCCGCUGCUGGCAGAGCCUGGGCCCGGCAGAAGCAAGAUAGAAUCAGUGGCUCUUAAGAGUUUAAAAAAAACAAAUCGUAAAUCAGAGUAAAGUUCCAACAAGCACCUCAGCCAAUUGCUGGGCGAGACUUGGUGUCUGGCCUUUUAAUUCUUCCUCUGCUAGGGUGGGCCCUGGGACCUCUAAGGGGGCGUGGUACCUACCCAUGCCCAGGACUGAGCCAUCAGGGACAGACUCCCCACCCCCAAGGCUGCAGCCGCGCAGGGUUACAGACUUGGGGCUGGGGCAGGCUCGGACUCAGCCCUGGAUGCCCCAGGGUCAGCCCGCCCCGAACCCGCCCCCUGCCCCCCACAUCCCUGAAGGAGUGGGCCUGCUGCGCAUCUCUCCCUUCCUCCCCACACCACACUUUGGGGGGUCUGAGCCACCCCCCUCAGCCCAGCUAGGCUCAGACCCACCCCCACUCGCUCCCCCAGACCGCAGCACAAACUUUCCCAGCCGUGCGCUGGCCUGUUCUCCCAGGGGCCUGGGUGACCUCCAUAUGCAAUCGGUGGCGAGCAGCUGGGCCCCAGAGACACUCAUGCACUGUCCGUGCCAUUCGCCCACGACUUUUUGUACUUACUGUAUGAAAGAUCCAAACUAAUAUUGCUGUAAAAAGGAGAGACAAAUUAAUAUAGCUUAUUCUAUAAAUAUAUCUGUAUAUAAAGGUUUCUGUAUAUUGUAUAGAGCUGUGUAUAAACUGGAUGU